AUGGUAAGAGACGCAAACACUAAGCAGGCAGCGUCAGAGAAGCAGCUGAGGGAGGCGCGAGGAAAGAUCGACAUGCUGCAAGCAGAGGUGACUGCUUUGAAGACUCUGGUGAUCACUUCCACACCUUCCUCUCCAAACCGGGAGCUGCACCCCCAGCUCCAAAGCCCCUCCAAAGCUGUCUUCAGGAAAGGGCACGGGCGGAACAAGAGCGCCAGCAGCGCAGUAGUCACAGCCACCAGCCAGAGCUUGCCCGUGGAGUCGGUCAGCACUGAGUGCAAAGAGGUCGACUCCAUCCUAUUCGCCGAGUUCCAGGCCUGGAAGGAAUCCCCGACUCUGGAAAAAUCCUGCUCCUUCCUGGAGAGGAUUUACCGGGAAGAUGUGGGGCCCUGCCUGGACUUCACCAAACAGGAGCUAUCAGAGCUAGUGCGGGAGGCCGUGGAACAGAACACGCUCACCAUAGAGCCCGUGGCUACCCAGGCACUGCCCGUGGUGAAGGUGUCGGCGAUGGAAUGUGGCGGACCAAAGAAGUGCGCUCUGAGUGGCCUGUCCCGAGCCUGCAAACACCGCAUCAAACUGGGGGAUUCUGGGAACUAUUAUUACAUCUCACCAUCCUGCAGGGCCAGGAUCACAGCCGUAUGCAACUUCUUCACCUACAUUCGCUACAUCCAGCAGGGCUUGGUGAGACAGGAUGUGGAGCUGAUAUACUGGGAAAUGAUGCGGCUCAGGAGGGAAAUGUCCAUGGCCAAGCUGGGCUUCUACCCCAGUGCGAUGUAG
Molecule: messenger RNA, 774 nt
Organism: Emys orbicularis (European pond turtle)
Lineage: Eukaryota; Metazoa; Chordata; Testudines; Emydidae
Gene: RAB3IL1
Product: RAB3A interacting protein like 1
Exons: 7
Coding region: 1-774 (257 amino acids)
Biological process (GO): exocytosis
Cellular component (GO): Golgi to plasma membrane transport vesicle
Molecular function (GO): guanyl-nucleotide exchange factor activity
Source: RefSeq, a predicted model, not a curated record